Molecule: messenger RNA, 7449 nt
Organism: Oncorhynchus keta (chum salmon)
Lineage: Eukaryota; Metazoa; Chordata; Actinopteri; Salmoniformes; Salmonidae
Product: thrombospondin type-1 domain-containing protein 4-like
Exons: 18
Coding region: 281-3646 (1121 amino acids)
Biological process (GO): extracellular matrix organization
Cellular component (GO): extracellular matrix
Molecular function (GO): metalloendopeptidase activity
Source: RefSeq, a predicted model, not a curated record
GAGAGAGAGAGAGAAAGGAGAGGGAGAAAGUGAACGGAAUAAAGUCAUGUUGACCAGUGACCAGCACGUCUACAGAACGUUUGGAUAUUUGGAGCGGGUUUAAAAUUGAUUCGGUGGUAGUAACUUAUUUACACCUGGAUGGAACUCUGGCGAUGCGCUUGGAUUUUAGGAUAACUGGCGCCACAAUUGAGAAGCAGCAAUACUGCACUGGAGAAAGCAACAAGGUAGCAAACACAAACACAGUCAUCCAAGGUAUUGUAGCCCUCAAAAUCUAGGAGAUAUGAGGGAACUUUGUAUCUGGAUUCUGAGAGUUUCCAUGCUUCUGCUGCUGCUCAGGCCAAAUCCCCUGGAUUGCCAGCUCACUACAGACCACAGGAAGGUUCCUCAAAGGGCAGAGCCCCAGCAGCAGGAGGCUGGAGGAGUGCAGGGUGGGGGCCCAGGCUCCUGGGGCUCCUGGGGGCCUUGGUCCUCCUGCUCCCGCUCCUGUGGGGGAGGGGUUCAGGAACAGAACCGACCCUGCCUACCCUCCUACAACCCCUCCAUGGGUGCAGCUGCCUACCCCUCCAGGCCAGGUGGCCACCACCCCCAGCACCCCAACCAGAACCCAGGCCAUGUAAUGUCUGCCCUAAGACCCACUGUCCCGCUGCACCGCACCAAUCCUGGGAGACCCCCACCCUCCAACAGCAACACCAGCUUGGCCCGCCGAGGCGAGCUGAGGGACCAGCAGAGAGACAGAGAGGCCCAUGCUGGACACAGGAUGGGCAGUGACAGUCCCAUCAUUCCAGGGAAGUAUGGCUAUGGGAGGAUGCCUUAUGUUGUGUCUCUCCAGGGAGACAAAGGCCAGACGUCUGGAAUAGAGACAGGGGCUGGCCGCUCCCACAGACAGAGACGCUCCCCGUUCUCUGACCCCAGCCCAUCAGCCACCAGGCACGGAGGCCACAGGCCAAACCCCUACCGUCCGCCCUACAACAACCCCCAUCUCCACAGCUACAGCCCAGUCUAUUACCAGCCCCCAGCCUCCCAACCUAGGUCUAACCCUAACCCAGCCUCCCCUCCCAGGGCUAACCCUAGCCCAGCCUCCCAGCCCAGGUCUAAUACUAACCCUAACUCUAACCCUAACCCAGCCCCCCAGCCUAGGGAUAACCCUAAUUCAGCCCCCCAGCAUAGGUCUAACCCUAACCCAGCCUCCCAGCCCAGGGCUAACUCUAACCCAGUCCCCCAACCCAGGUCUAACCCUAACCCAGCCUCCCAGACCAGGUCAAACCCUAACCCAGCCUCCCAGCCCAGGGCUAACCCUAACCCAGCCCCCCAGCCCAGGGCUACCUCUAACCCUAGCCUAGCCCCUCAGCCCAGGGCUAACUCUAACCCUAACCCAGCCCCCAGGCCCAGGUCUAACCCUAAUUCUAACCCACCCUGGUCCUCCUCACUCUACCAGCCCAGCCAGGGGCACCAACCUAGGCAGGAGCAGCAGCACUCAUCCAGCCAGGCCUCAGCGGAUCAUCAACCCUUUGGACUGCCCUACAACCCCCUGCCCACCUCCUGUGUGGGAGAGCACAACAAGUACAAGAUUUGCAACACCGAUGCCUGUCCUCCAGCCAGUAGACACAUCAGAGCGGUGCAGUGUUCUUCCUACAACAGCUAUCCCUUCAUGGGUCGACUGUACGAGUGGGAGCCUUUCAAUGAAGUUUCAGGGGACCAGCGUUGUGAGCUCAACUGUCGUGCGAUCGGUUUCCGCUUCUAUGUGCGUCAAUCGGAUAGGGUCAUCGAUGGGACGCCGUGCGGCCAGAACGAGACUUCCAUCUGUGUGGCAGGGAGGUGUCAGAGUCUGGGCUGCGAUGAGUACCUGGGCUCAGGCAAGGUGAUGGACAAGUGUGGGGUGUGUGGCGGGGACAACAUGGCCUGUAAGCUGGUGUCAGGGCUCUUCCAGCAGCACAGCCUGAACAAGGUGGGCUACCACAAGAUAGUGGAGAUCCCAGAGGGAGCCACCAAGAUCAAUGUCACCGAGACGGUGAAGAGCAGGAAUUACCUGGCUCUGAAAAGCCGCUCAGGUCGCUCCAUCAUCAAUGGGAACUGGGCCAUUGACCGGCCAGGGAAGUAUGAGGGGGUGGGCACCAUGUUCACCUACCGACGACCCAAUGAGGUCACCAGCACCGCCGGGGAGUCCUUCCUGGCUGAAGGGCCAACCAAUGAGAUCCUGGAUGUUUAUGUGAUCUACCAGCAGCCCAACCCAGGAGUGAGCUAUGAAUUCAUCCUUCCCUCUGACAACCCUCCACAGCACCCCAACCACAGACCUGGAGGGAAUACUCUGUAUGGGCAAAGUGGGAUUGACCACCGGGGCAACCCCAACCAGGAGGGGUACGAUCCAGCAGGAGGGGGCAAGUACUCUCCCCAGGUACCCAACAACCAGGUGCCAGCGGUCCAGCCACCCAAACGUCAGAGAGAAUACAACUGGAAACUGUCUGGGGCAACAGAGUGUAGUGCCUCCUGUGGCAGAGGUAGCAGGUACACCAUCUUCCGCUGUGUCCACAGACUGAGCCAUGAGCAGGUACCAGGGAACCAGUGUGACAGCAGCACCAGGCCCAGUUCACAGGAGGAGCCCUGCAACCUUCAGUCCUGCCCUGCCUUUUGGGACAUUGGUGAGUGGUCGGAGUGCAGUAAGACAUGUGGCCUGGGUAUGCAGCACCGCCAGGUCUUGUGCAGGCAGGUGUAUGCCAACCGGACCCUUAACGUCCACACCAGCCGCUGCCGCCACCUGGAGCAGCCCGAGACCACCAGCACCUGCCAGCUGAAAAUCUGCAGCGAGUGGCAGAUACGAACCGAGUGGAGCGCCUGCUCUGUUCCCUGUGGCGUGGGCCAGAGGACCAGGGAGGUGCACUGUGUCAGCAACAUGGGAGACUUUGUGUCAAACGAGGAGUGCAACAUGAAGCUGCGACCCAGUGACAAUGAGAACUGUGACAUGGGGCCCUGUGCUAAAAGUUGGUUCUUCACUGAUUGGGGGAAUAAGUGUUCUGCUGAGUGUGGGAUGGGCAUCCGGACCCGUGGCGUUCUGUGCCUGACCAAUCACAUUAGCAGCUUGCCUCUGGAGGGGUGUGGCCAUGAGCGCCCCACUGACUCUCAGGUCUGUAAUCACGGCCCCUGUGAGAGUCGCAUCGAGUGGUUUACAGCCCCCUGGAGUCAGUGUUCAACGGAGUGUGGCUCGGGCAGCCAGCAGAGGGCAGUGGUGUGUCUGAUGAAGACUGACGAGGGGUUCAAUGUAAUGCCGCCCUACGAAUGUUCUUCUCUAGACAAGCCUCUUAAUCAGCAGAGCUGCCACCUCAAGCCCUGUGGGGCCAUGUGGUACCACACAGACUGGAGCGCUUGUUCUAAGACGUGUGAGGGGGGCUUCCGUGUGAGGGAGGUGCGCUGUCUGUCUGAUGACAUGCUUUCCAGUGAGGGCUGUGAAGAGGAGCUGAAACCAGUGGAGAGAGAAGAGUGCAACCCAGAGCCCUGCGUCCCACACAUAGAUGAGAACUGUCGAGACAAGUAUUUCAACUGCAAUGUGGUGGUCCAAGCACGUCUCUGUGUGUACGACUACUACAAGACAACCUGUUGUGCCUCCUGCACACGAGUGGCCCACAGACAGUCACAACACAGGGCACUCAGCUAGCCCCCUCCCCAGGCCUCAGACCUCUAGGGGGCCUGACACAGCGCCCAGAGCAGGCCCUCAGUCCCUGGGCCAAACACACUGACCCACAGUGGAGAGGACAGCCUAGAACCUGACUCUGGGUGGACAUUGACUGGACACUAUAAUAUGAGUGCUGAAGAUACAGACUGAAAAACUGAAAGACCGCAAAGAAAGGAAGUGAAAGCCCAACUUGUUUUUGGCAUGUGAGGAGAUUGCCAAUGGGCAAUACAUGAAACUGAAUGGUUCUUGUAGGAUGGUUGUGAAGGACACGUUUAACAGGGCUAUGAGUGGAGGAGCUCUGGUGAGGCGAGAUGAUAGACAGGACACCAAACCGAAGAAUCUGGAACCACUUUAUGGUCUGUAACCAGAAUCCCCUCCAGUAAAAGUUCCCGUCUGGGUUUAUAUUGUGUUUCAUGGGAAGCAGUUUGCCGCUGCCAUUCACCUGAAUGGAUUUAAGGUCUUGAAAAAGGUCUUUGGCCGAAACGUUGACAGAAUAAACAACGUGCAGAGGUAAUAUUGUGUGUGGGAGUUAUCUUUCUUACAACUAAGGACUGCUACCACAUCUGUGAUGAGACUCUUGACUACCAUGGCUCUCUUAGAUAACAUUAAAGGAGAGGAAGAUACAGUAUUAAAGCAGAGCAAGAUUCUGUUUGUUUUGCAUAAUGUAUAGACUGUACACAUUUUAAUAAGCUUCUUUAUGCUUUAAAAUCUACAAUAUUUAUGAUCUAAUUAACUACUUGUAGUAUGAAGUUGCCCAAGCUUGCUCUUAAAUCAUCCCCAAUUACGCAUCAUGAGGGCUCUAUUCAAUACUCUCCUACACAGCUGUUUAGUUGACCAAAGAUUUCACUACUUCACAGGAGGACGUGUCAAACAGUAAUUGCUCAGUCCAGAUCUAUGGCUCUAUUUAAUCUGUACCGGUGAAGCGUUACCGAUGGCGCAAUAUAAAUGUUAAGGUCAUUUCUGAUUGAGCCAACAUAUGCAGUGUUUACCGUGAUGCAGUCUCCGCUAAUAUGGAACAUUGCCUUUAGAUUUCAAACACGCUGUAACGCUUAACUUCUGCGAUACGGAUUGAAUAGAGCCCCAAGUGACAGCUCACCAGUUUUACACAGCAACCCUCUAACAAAUUAAGCUCUAAAAUGUUCAUGUGUCAUUGUAGUGAAUCAUAUAUUUUGCAUCACUGCUGUGUAUAUACAGAACCAGUCAAAAGUUGACACAUCUACUCAUUAAAGUAUUUUUCUUUAUUUUGACUAUUUUCUACAUUCUAGAAUAAUAGUGAAGACAUCAAAACUAAUAAAUAACACAAGGAAUCAUGUAGUUACCAAAAAAGGGUUAAACAAAUCUAAAUAUAUUUUAUAUUCUUCAAAGUAGCCAACCUUUGCCUUGAUGACAACUCUGCACACUCUUGGCAUUCUCUCAACUAGCUUCACCUGGAAUGCUUUUCCAACAGUCUUGAAGGAGUUCCCACGUAUGCUGAGCACUUGUUGGCUGCUUUUCCUUCACUCUGCAGUCCAACUCAUCCCAAACCAUCUCAAUUUGGUUGAUUGUGGAGGCCAGGUCAUCUGAUGCAGCCCCCCAUCACUCUCCUUCUUAGUCAAAUAGCCCUUGCACAGCCUGGAGGUGUGUUGGGUCAUUGUCCUGUUGUAAAAAAAGAUAGUUCUACUAAGCGGAAACCAGAUGGGAUGGUGUAUUGCUGCAGAAUGCUGUAGUAACCAUGCUGGUUAAGUGUGCCUUGAAUUCUAAAUAAAUCACAGACAGUGUCACCAGCAAAGCACCCCCACAGCAUCACACCUCCUCCAUGCUUCACGGUGGGAAAAACACCAUCGGUGGGAAAUAAUCAUCCGAUCACCUACUCUGCGUUUCACAAUUACUCAUUAGACCAAGGCACAGAUUUCCACCGGUCUAAUGUCCAUUGCUCGUGUUUCUUGGCCCAAGCAAAUCUCUUCUUAUUGGUGUCCUUUAGUAGUGGUUUCUUUGUAGCAAUUUGACCAUGAAGGCCUGAUUUACAUAGUCUCUGAUGAUGAAAUGUGUCUUUUAAUAAUAAUAAUAAUAAUAUAUGCCAUUUAGCAGACGCUUUACUUGAACUCUGUGAAGAAUUUAUUUGUACUCCAAUUUCUGAGGCUGGUAACUCUAAUGAACUUAUCCUCUGCAGCAGAGGUAACUCUGGGUCUUCCUUUUUUGUGGCGGUCCUCAUGAGAGCCAGUUUCAUCAUAGCGCUUUAUGGUUUUUGCGACUGCACUUGAAGAAACGUUCAAAGUUCUUGACAUUUUCCGGAUUGACAGACCUUUGUGUCUUAAAGUAAUGAUGGGACUGUCCUUUCUCUUUGCUUAUUUGAACUGUUCUUGCCAUACUAUGGACUUGGUCUUUUGUCAAAUAGGGCUAUCAUCUGUAUACCCCCCUACCUUGUCACAAGACAACUGAUUGGCUCAACCGGAUUAAGGAAAGAAAUUCCACAAAUUAACUUAAAAAGGCACACCUGUUAAUUGAAAUGCAUUCCAGCUGACUACCUCGUGAAGCUGGUUGAGAGAAUGCCAAGAGUGUGCAAAUCUGUCAAGGCAAAGGGUGGCUACUUUGAAGAAUCUCAAAUAUAGAUUAUAUUUUGAUUUGUUUAACACUUUUUUGGUAACUGCAUGAUUCCAUAUGUCAUUUCAUGGUUAUGUCUUCACUAUUAUUAUACAAUGUAGAAUAUAGUAAAAAAUAAAGAAAAACCCUGUAAUGAGUAGGUGUGUUCAAACUUUUGACUGGUACUGUAUGAUUGAGUGAGUGAAGAAGUUGCUGAACUGAAGGCAAUUCAGCAGGUCCUCCCAGUGCCCGAACAGAACAGAAAGCCCUCUUUAUUUAUUUGUUGGGGUCCCCAGGGAGGGCGCUGGUUUAUCGGCAACAGUGGCCCCUUUUGGCUGCAGGGUUAAAACGUCUGUUACCUCUCCACCAAUCGCUGCCUAGGAAAGGGAUGUAGGCAUUCCAGAGCCCACUGGAUGGUUAAAGCAGAUGGUUAGAAGUUCUAGAACACUAUGCUUCUUAAAGAGAAGGUAAAACUACUAUAUUUGUGUGAGAUAAAAAGAUUACACCAUUGUACAUUUUUAUGUUCAUGUGGAGAUUGAAACAUUAAUUCACUAAUUCACUAAAAGGAUACUGGUAUAUUCAUGACACUUUAUAACUGCAGUAAUGUACCAGAAUCUUCACAAAUAUAGAUAUUUUUUAAGUACAUUUGAGUAAAUUGAAACUUUUACUCGGGUAGGCCUGGUAAACAUCUAAACAAAGGUGAUAAAUUGACCAUGCCAGUAAAGUAUUAUGCCCAACUAGUUUGUCCUUUAUCCUGUAUUGUACCUCAAGAGCAAUGAGUUCCUUUUUGAUUGCAUCCAUCCUAUUAACAUUCACUGUAAGAAAAGGUUUUGAGGACAUAUUUAUCAUGGUUGAUGUGUUCUCAUCCUGUAUGUAUUGUAUGUGUAAUCAGAUGCUACUGGGAUGGACUCUCUACAUGAUAAUACAGUGUAUUCAAUGCAACUUUGAGUUAAAGGGAAUUAACUGAAUUUCCAAACAGACAAGUAUUUCAAUUGAUGAUUAACACCAUCUUUUUAUUUUUUUAAAUCAGACAUGGUUUAUGACAAAUGCUAUACUAUACUUUAGUAUUUGGAAUUCAAAUGCUAUACUAUACUUUAGUAUUUGGAAUUCAAAUGCAAACAUCUGCAAUGUACUGUACACUACUUCAUAAUUGAAAUGGGAAAGGUUUGAUUGGCGGUUUUGGAGAGAAUAGGUAAAUAAAUGUAUGUUUAUACUUAUUUAGUGCA